Messenger RNA from Tigriopus californicus, 769 nucleotides. RefSeq lists its product as uncharacterized. The record is from RefSeq and is a predicted model, not a curated record. The coding region runs from base 108 to 653 and encodes 181 amino acids. NCBI's taxonomy places the organism in Eukaryota, Metazoa, Arthropoda, Copepoda, Harpacticoida, Harpacticidae. The transcript has 4 exons.
UCCCUCUGCGUUGCGCACCAAAUCAUCCCAAGUUGCAGUAAGUGUUAAGCAAUCGCUCCGAUCAAUCCUCAAUCCACUGGAAUCCUAUUUCUUGACUCAUUCUCAUCAUGAGGCAACGAAGCGUCGAUCGGCUUUCAGAGGAACAAGACUUCACCGUUGAAAAUGCCAAGAAAAAUUCCAAGGCCAAAGAGAAAAAAGCCAAAAGACCCCGGACUAAAACAUUUCCAUUCGAAUGUACCAACCAACAAGUAAUCGGAACAGGAAUGGCCAUCGUUUGUAUUGGUUUCCUCGUCCUCAUUUCGGCGCUUCAUAAUCAAAAGUUCCCAAUGGAACGGAAGAACUCCGGAAAGCCUAAGGCCGAAGUGACUUUUGGACGUUACUUGAUCCCCAGUGAGAAAUGGAACGUAUCGAAGAGCAUUCUUGAUGUGCCAAAUUGGAACGAUUGUGCGAGAAGAUGUAGGAAAAAGGCUCCAGGAAAUUGUACAGCUUUCACUUUCAAUGCCGAGUACAACAUCUGUCACAUGGGUCAUCUGUUUGCCAACGAUACCAAUUUGAUCCGAUUGACCAACGGGACUGCGCCCGAGAAAACCGCCUCCGAGGGAAACGUCGAUUACACGGAUGUAUUCGUUUUUCAUAACCGCACCAUAUUAUGAGUUUAAGCGGCCUUUGCGAAAGAAAGAAAGAAAAACACAGUCCCAUAUGUCCCUGUGUAGUAUGCCCUAAUUAAGGUAGUGCCCAGAGGACUGGAAUAAACAAAUUUGAUUAAAAG